Eurytemora carolleeae is the source of this 2509-nucleotide messenger RNA. RefSeq names its product urocanate hydratase. The transcript has 19 exons. Gene Ontology annotation, biological process: L-histidine catabolic process. The record is from RefSeq and is a predicted model, not a curated record. Gene Ontology annotation, molecular function: urocanate hydratase activity. NCBI's taxonomy places the organism in Eukaryota, Metazoa, Arthropoda, Copepoda, Calanoida, Temoridae. The coding region runs from base 129 to 2213 and encodes 694 amino acids.
GUUCUAUACCAUACCUAGAGAACCUGUAGUUUUCAUCAGACUCUCAGAGUUCUCGUUCUACCCUGAGAACUUGCAGUUCUAAUUUGUACCUUGAGAACCCUUACUUUAAGAACUAUCCGGAGAAGGUCAUGGCGACCGUAACGAAAACUAGCACAACGCUCAGGCUUUCCAGGGUUGAAACUAUCCAGUCCCUUCUCCAGGGUUUAGAGACCAAUCCUCUUCCUCCAAGACGAUCCAGGGAUCCAAAACUUCCUCAUGCUCCUGUCCGCGUACAUAAUCUUAGUGCUGGUGAAUGCCGGCUGGCAGUUGAGAAUGCUCUUCGGUACUUUCCUCCCAGUACACAUGCUGAACUUGCAGAGGAGUUUGCUCAGGAGCUUAGAGAAUACGGACAUAUAUACAUGUACAGGUUUAUGCCUGUUGAACCUCUAUAUGCUAUACCAACUGAUCAAAUACCUGCAAGAUCCCACCAAUCUGCUGCGAUCAUCCAUAUGCUGCUCAACAACUUAGAUCCAAGUGUUGCUCAGUUUCCUCAGGAGCUGGUAACCUAUGGGGGUAAUGGUCAGGUGCUGGCAAACUGGGGACAGUUUAGGAUAGUUCUUCAUUACCUGGCGAAUAUGACAGAUGAUCAAACCUUGGUGAUGUACUCCGGUCACCCAAUGGGACUGUUCCCUAGUUCUCCCUCCUCCCCCCGGGCAAUUAUAACCAAUGGUAUGAUGAUACCCAACUACUCUACCAGGCAGGAUUAUGACCGGGCAUUCGCGCUCGGUGUCACUAUGUACGGGCAGAUGACCGCUGGCAGUUACUGUUAUAUUGGACCUCAGGGAAUUGUACACGGAACCACAUUGACCGUCCUUAACGCUGGAAGACUGAAGCUUGGCACUAAUGACCUCUCAGGUCGCGUAUUUGUAACCUCCGGUCUCGGAGGAAUGUCAGGAGCUCAGGCUAAGGCUGCUGUUAUCUGUGGAUGUGUUGGAGUUAUUGCUGAAGUAAGCUAUGAAGCUUUGAAGAAAAGGUAUGACCAAGGUUGGUUGGUUGAAAUGGUAAACAACAUUCCGGAUUUACUAGCUGCAGUAAAAGCUGCAAGAAAGGCGAAGAAAGCAACAAGUAUUGGAUUCCAUGGAAAUAUAGUUUCUGUUUGGGAGAUGUUUGUAGAUGAACUGGAGAAUACUGGAGAACUACUUGUAGAACUUGGUUCAGAUCAAACAUCUUGCCAUAAUCCAUAUAAUGGGGGAUACUAUCCUAUAAACUAUGGUUAUGAGGAAUCUCUGGAACUAUUGAAUAAAGAUCCAGAACUGUUUAAAGAAAAGGUUCAGGAAACCCUCAGAAGACAUGUUACUGCUGUCAAUAAGUUGGCGGAUGCUGGGAUGUAUUUCUUUGAUUAUGGAAAUGCAUUCUUACUGGAGGCCCGGCGGUCCGGGGCAGAUGUCGGGAAACCAGGGGCGGAGAGCUCCACUGAUGCAACCUUCAGGUAUCCGAGUUAUGUUCAAGACAUAAUGGGAGAUAUAUUUUCUCUUGGUUUUGGUCCUUUCCGCUGGGUUUGCACGUCAGGAGAUCCGAAAGAUCUUGAAACCACUGAUACGCUGGCAGCAGAGGUUCUACAGCAGAUUGUAGAUUCUGGAAUUCCUAAAGAAAUUGAACAGCAAUAUCAGGAUAAUUUGAAAUGGAUAAGAGAGGCUGGUCGUCAUAAGAUGGUGGUUGGAUCCCAGGCCAGAAUCUUGUAUUCGGAUCAGAAGGGUCGAGCAGCCCUGGCGCUUAGGUUUAAUAAAGCAAUCAGUGAGGGGGAUAUCAAGGGAACUAUUGUUAUCAGUAGAGAUCAUCAUGAUGUUAGUGGAACAGACAGUCCGUUUCGUGAAACCUCCAACGUAUAUGAUGGUUCUGCAAUAACAGCUGAUAUGGCAGUUCAGAACUGUAUUGGAGAUGCUUUCCGUGGAGCUACUUGGGUAGCUCUGCAUAAUGGAGGAGGGGUUGGCUGGGGGGAGGUUAUUAACGGAGGAUUUGGUUUGGUUCUUGAUGGCUCUGAAGACGCAGAGAGGUGCGCUUACAAGAUGCUCAACUGGGAUGUAAGCAAUGGUGUUGCGCGUCGAGCCUGGAGUGGCAAUUCUAACGCGCAGAACACCAUUAAGCGCGCCAUGGAGGAGGACGGCAAGCUUAAGGUCACCUUGGCGAACAGGGUGGAGAAAAGAUCAAUCAUAGACAACUUGAAAUUCAACUAAAUAUGUAGAUUCACAUUUUAAUAUAAGACAAACUAAUUACUGAUAAAUAUACAGUAAAACUGCGGAAUAGGAAGACGACAUUAAAGGAAUAAUUAAUUGUAUCUGAUGUUGUUACAAAUCAAAUAGUUCUAAUGGUAACUUAUUAAAUUUCUUAUAAAAGCUAAAGCGGUCUGAUUACACUGUAUGCUGUGUCUCAAUGUCAGUUUAAAGUCAUAAAUUGAGUCUAAAAGUCGUUCUUAUAUUUCAAAGUUAUCUGGUUCUGACUGUAUAUUCGAACAAUAAAUAUACUAAUUUUU